Molecule: messenger RNA, 2633 nt
Organism: Betta splendens (Siamese fighting fish)
Lineage: Eukaryota; Metazoa; Chordata; Actinopteri; Anabantiformes; Osphronemidae
Gene: bin1b
Product: bridging integrator 1b
Exons: 13
Coding region: 286-1425 (379 amino acids)
Cellular component (GO): cytoplasm; plasma membrane; synaptic vesicle
Molecular function (GO): tau protein binding; phospholipid binding
Source: RefSeq, a predicted model, not a curated record
ACAUCGAACGCGAGUCUCUAUCAAUUAACAUUAGGAGCGACGAAGAGAAAGGCGCUGCUCCUGAGUUUUCUCCUCCAAACUCCUCGUGCGUGUAGUUUCUCUUGUGCUCUUUCUUCUUUCUUGUGUCGCACGCGCUUCGUCUACCAGUGCGCCUUUAAGACGCAGUCGUCGGAUUAGAGUUACGCGCGGAGAGAGCGCCUGUGUGGCUUUACGCACCGUCGGCAUCCAGGGGACCUCUCACUGACAUUUCCUCCGCCGUCUGUGGAACCAUCCACGCAGCGCGACAUGGCCGAGCCAGGAAAAGGAGUCAUCCCCGGGAAACUGGCGAUCAACGUCCAGAAGAGGCUGUCCCGAGCGCAGGAGAAGGUCUUGCAGAAACUUGGCAAAGCAGACGAGACCCGAGACACAGCGUUUGAAGAGAUGGUGGUCAACUUCAACAAGCAAAUGGCGGAAGGCACCAAACUACAGAAAGACCUUAAAGCCUACUUGACAGCAGUGAAAACGAUGCAUGAUGCGUCACGGCGACUGCAAGACUGUCUGGCUGAAAUGUACGAACCCGACUGGUUUGGUAAAGAGGAGCUGGAUGCAGCGGCAGAGGAUAUAGACACACUGUGGUUAGACUACCACCAGAGCGUCACGGACAAAUCCCUGAUUUCCAUGGACACGUACCUCACUCAGUUUCCUGAAAUCAAGAAUCGUAUAGCGAAACGCAACAGGAAGAUGGUGGACUUUGACAGCGCUCGGCACCACUUCGCCUCCUUACAGAAAGGCAAGAAGAAGGACGAGGCCAAGAUCGCCAAAGCAGAGGAGGAUCUGGGCCAAGCUCAAAAGAUUUUUGAGGAGCUUAAUGUGGAGUUACAGGAUGAGCUUCCAGUGCUGUGGGAGAGCCGUGUUAGCAUAUAUGUUAACACCUUCCAGAACCUGGCAGGUCAUCAGGAGAAGUUCCACAAAGAAAUGAGCAAGCUCAGCCAAAACCUGCAUGACAUCAUGACCAAACUGGAGGAGCAGCGGCAGCUCAAAAGAGGUUGUACUGCAGCAGCCAAGACACGAGAUGGUGCUAAGAGUGAAGAAGCCAACCACAGUGAAUCAGCUAGCUCACCACCAGAGAGGCCUGGUCCUCCGUCCAGCAGACCUCCAUCCAGACUCACACCGUCCCCAGACCAACGGCAGCAGCAUGUUGCGCUGUUCGAUGAGGAAGAUGAAGCUUCAGGGUCUGACGCUGACAAGUCUACAGCCACUACGAAGCAGCAGUGUGAGCCCUGGUCCGGGGUGAACCUGCUGAACUGGGAUUUGGAGAUUUUACAACCAGUCACACUUCCAGCUUCAAAGGUUGGUUGUUGGUUUAUUGAGGUGAAAGUUUGCAAUUUUUCCAGAGCUGAAAGGUCAAAAAACGGUUUUACGUGCAGACACCUUACUACGUUUUGACUGCAUGUAAACUUUUGUUUUGAUGGUCACUUGCAUUUACCUUUACAUUCAAUCUCACUUUGCAUGCACCUUUAUUUGUGAUGCUGGUUGAUCAUAUACAUGUUUAAAAGGACUCUGACUCAGUAGGUCGCUGUAAUCAAUCGUUAUCUGUUGGAACCAGGCAACGAGGCGAUAAGUGCAAAUAGCUCAUUGUAAAGUCCAGCCAGAGGAGUGAAGCUGGUCUUUCUGAAGGUCAGAGUCAGAGUUGAACCUCAUUCUAUAACACAGGAACUCCUGGAGUAGAAGAAGAAUCUUUCUAUCAGCGUGUAACAGUAACAGCCGUAAAAGUCAAACUUUCUUAGCAAUAAAGACCUUUGGUUUCCUCUAAACCUUGUUUGAUAGUGUUCUGCUGCAUCAUCCGGGACCAUUGUUCUCUCAACUUUAAUGAAUCUGAUGGCUCAGAAUCAUUUUCAACCUCUUGAGGAGCAUAAGUUGAGAAAAUCAAUGCCACUGGGUAUGUUUAGGUAAAAGAAUAAAGGCUGUUCAUUGCAGUGUGGACUGCCUCGCACCUUCAACAGAGACUGUUGUGUGAUAUCUAUUUUGUUUUUCCUUCACACAGAACUCCUGGAAAUCAGAGCAUUGACUCAGAUGGUCUUGCUCGUUUUAGCUUUGGAGGGUUAGGGUCAGACAUGAGAGCAGUUUUAAAACCAUGGGGAGCAGAGCCUUCAGCCGCCCUCUGGACUCUGGAUCUCACUUCCACCAGACAUCGAAAACAGACUCUCUUCCAAAACCCAUCAGUCUGUCCUAUGUAAUCAGCUACUGUGCUGUCCUGACCUGUCUCUACCUCCUGGUGUGUCUGUUCUAUCUGUCUUGCUUGUGUCAUUGAGUGUUAUAGGAGCUUAAGUAUAAAUUAAAUUCAUUUUUAUUCGUCUCUUAGAGGCAUUUUCUGACUGUGAAUAAACCUUUGAACUGAAAUAACCAACCUCCCUCUGUGGGCUGGAGUGAUGUGGAGGUCAAUGAGGGCUGGGGUAAUUCUGAGGAGGUCCGGGUGGAGUUAGGUGUGUACAGUUCAUGUACACAUAGGUUGGAAUCCUGGGAGUCCUGUGUCCAACAUCCUCAUUUGGUGAAAAUAACAAAACACCUGUCCUUUUUAAAUCUUUUAAAUCUGGUUCAAUUCUUACCAACUGUAUCAUCCUUUCUUAAACUUGGUCUUUUGUGCUUUUUUUCUG